Oncorhynchus gorbuscha (pink salmon) is the source of this 2020-nucleotide messenger RNA. Its product is annotated as zinc finger protein 239-like. Lineage: Eukaryota; Metazoa; Chordata; Actinopteri; Salmoniformes; Salmonidae. Gene Ontology annotation, biological process: regulation of transcription by RNA polymerase II. The record is from RefSeq and is a predicted model, not a curated record. Gene Ontology annotation, molecular function: DNA-binding transcription factor activity; RNA polymerase II cis-regulatory region sequence-specific DNA binding. The transcript has 2 exons. Bases 546 to 1559 code for a protein of 337 amino acids.
UCAGCUGAUGUCCAAUUUGUAAGUCGCUCUGGAUAAGAGCGUCUGCUAAAUGACUUAAAUGUAAAUGUAAAUGUACGAAGGGCUUUAUAAAUACAUUUGAUUUAUUUGAUUCCUAACAGGGUUUAUUCAUAAUGUACAAAUCCCUAUUCAGCCUCUACAUUUGCGUAGAGUAAAUUAAUAUAUGUAAGAACUAAGAGAACUGGUUAUUUAACCAUUAUUAUUUAACAAUUAUUUUUUAAACGUUUUCCAGAAUAUUGUUUUUGUUCAACUGCGUUACCCACUCCAGUCAGCAGAUGGCGAUGAGUUUUUCAGGUGAUGCUUCUAGCGUGACGUAUAAUGUACGGGACGGGAUGUUUUUUCAACAACAACAAUUCAUCCACCUCGGUAGCGUGCUAGCCAACAUAAAACUAAAACAUUGAUGCCUUUCGGCCAUUUUUGUGUACAUUAACCUCAGUGUUUUAAACACACUGUCUGCGUAUUUACUAAUUACUCUAUUUAAUUUACUAUUUACGCUGUUAGCUAUCUAGCUAGGUAACAUUAGGCAAAUGCUAGCUAGCUUUCUAACAUCCUCGACCAUGAGCUCACUAAGCUACUCCCUCCCUGCUAAAGAAGAGGAGAAAGAAGCCCCCGUGAAAGAGGAGGAGGAAGAGGAGGCUGUUACAGUUAAACAAGAAGUAGAGGGUGAGGCUGUUACAGUUAAAGAGGAAGAAUUUACAUUGAAAGAGGAAGAAGUGAAAGAAGAGGAAGAAUCUUUAAGAGUGAAAGAGGGAAUGAAGGAGGGGGAGAUUACUGUCACAUUGGAGGAGACUGGAGAUCUGAUUAACACCAGAGAAAGACCAGACUCGGAGAAACCAGAGACGUCCAAACCAGCAAGACGACACCACUGCUCCCACUGUGGAAUGAUGUUUAACCAGUUAAGGUGUCUGAAACGACAUGAGAGAAUACACACAGGGGAGAAGCCUUUCCAAUGCUCCCACUGUGGAAAGGGUUUUAACCAGUUAGGGGACCUGAAAACACACGAGAGAAUACAUACAGGAGAAAAGCCAUACCACUGCUCCAAGUGUGAAAAAGGUUUUAACCAGUUAGGAAACUUGAAGCGGCAUGAGAGAAUACAUACAGGAGAAAAGCCGUACCACUGCUCCCACUGUGGAAAGGGUUUUAACCAGUUGUGGGACCUGAAAGGCCACAAGACUUUGCACACAGCGGAGAAGCCUUAUCACUGCUCCCUUUGCGGAAAGAGUUUUACCGUGUUAGGGAGCUUGAAAAUACAUGAGAUACAUCACACAGGAGGGAAGCCUUACUACUGCUCCCAGUGUGGAAAGCGAUUUACCCAGUUAGGAAGUCUGAAAGAGCAUAAGAUACUGCAUACAAGGGAGAAGCCAUACCACUGCUCCCAAUGUGAAACGAGUUUUGCCUGGUUAGGGGACCUGAGAAGACAUGAGAGGACGCACAUGGGGGAAAAGCCUCAUCACUGCUCCCAGUGUGGAAAGAGUUUUACCCAGUUAAGACACAUGAAAAGACAUGAGAUAAUACACACAGGAGAUACAAAUGUAGGCUGAGCAGUGGGACAUAGGACAGAUGUAGGCUGCUGAACAGUAGGACAUAGGACAGAUAUAGACUGAACAGUGGAACAGAGGACAGAUGAAGGCCCAAUUAAUGAUGGGUCAGUAGUUCCCAGACACUCUGAAUGUGUCUUGACUUUCCAGUGUUUCCCUCCUGCAUGUAUUAUAAAGGAUUGUGUUUGUGGAUGUGUUUUCUGGGUGAGGGUUUGGUUUGUGCCCUCUAGUGCACAGUUGAUUCAAAUAACCAACUCAUCAUCAAGCUUUUCUUAUUUGAAUGGGCUGUGUAGUGUUAGAGGACCUGAAAGAAUACAGAGGUUUUGUUCUGACUUCUCUCUUUUUCUUUAAGUUGUUCAAAUGUUUCACUGACCUUCACAUCUUAAAAGUAAUGAUGGACUAUCAUUUAGCUGUCUUCUGUAUAUCACAUCUUAAAGUAAUGAUGGACUAUGAUUUAGCUGUCU